ACGCAUGGUUGAAAGCGAGGAACUGCAUCUUAUCACUUCUGAUGAGGCGUGGAUGCGGGUUUAAAUCACAGUUACAUUCCACUUCUGUAACUGUCAUCGCCUUGUCACAAUCGUGGGCCUUUUCAACCUCAAUCUGAAAGGCAACCGGAUAUGGUGUUGUCAGUGCUGCGCCUCAAAGGAGCAUAAGUCACCGGGCGUCAGGCUCUGGCAGAAACAAGAUUCAGGAUGACCAGUUUCACAGUAAAUGAUUACGAAGUAGCGUGCCUCAUGGAAUAACACAUUCGCCUCGUGAUCGUAAUGUAUUACGACUCCGAAAGCUGAAUGCCGCCCAUUUCCGAGUUACCUCAAUGAGGUCCAGGACAUAAAAAUGUCCAUCUAUGCACUCGACAGGUAUCAAUGAAGUCUCAGACUCAAUAGUUGCUAAACUCACUACAGUCUCCCGAAAGCUGUUUUUGCAGAAUUACUAUUAAUCACCUUACAAGUCUUCCAGGUGCAGACUUGACUCAAGCCAGGAAAACAAUUAGAUUGGUCGAUUUGAUGGCCCCCAAUAUUGAUAUCAAAGCCUUGUUCAUGCGGUGUCCAGUAGAUAGGACGGAUGUCCAAGAAGACAAUGGACAGAGUUGUUACAAUGCAUUGGUCAAGGUGCUCAUGCCUAGCCAUUUUUAUGCUGGAAAAAGAAAUAAUUAUAGGACAGCCCGUUCUGCGGAAGCGCCCAUGAGAGCGAAAUCUUGUAAGAGACAGCUGAAGGACCCUCAGAGGAAGUCUGCCUAUGGAGGUCAAGUGCCUCGAGCCUCCGCAGCAUCAUUUACUGAACCCUGUUCUGAAGAAGGGCUGAACAAUUCGACAUAUACAUGCCUAGGAUACAAUGGAAUCGAAGAAAAGGGAUCUUUAGUCAAGGAUGAGACGACCGACACUUACACAGAGAGGAAUACAUACAUUCAAGGAAGAUUUGAUGGAAAGUCCGAAACUUCCCUAGUAAAUGGCUUGGAGGAAAGAAUACGUCGUCUGGAUACUACCUUUGAGGAUCAACCCGUGAAUGCCGAUAUCGAAGAAGCAUAUAUACAGGGAGAAGCCUUGACACCACCCGAGAUCAAGUUCUCCGAAGACGGUGAUAUGGAUGACGAUUACUGGACUUGGCACCAGGAGUCUCAAAGAUUCCGACACUGGGAUGCGGAACGUGGAGAAUGGUUAUACUUUCCCGAGAGAUUUGAUUAAAACGAUUUGAUGAAUCUUAGGAGGGUUGGGAUGUGUAAUGGCCAACCUCAUGCAGUCACUUAAAGGAGAACUCUAAGACCAGUCACUGUAGAAUCCCUUCGUUGCUCAAUACUUUCAUGUUUCAAUUUCAGUCAUGUACCACGCCACAUCACACUCUGCGCCGUAUGCUCCUCAUUCAUACCAAACCCGCUCGUAAUCUCAUCAUUCGUCUCUCCUCAUGCCGUCUCCUUU
Molecule: messenger RNA, 1446 nt
Organism: Fusarium verticillioides 7600
Lineage: Eukaryota; Fungi; Ascomycota; Sordariomycetes; Hypocreales; Nectriaceae
Exons: 3
Coding region: 538-1215 (225 amino acids)
Source: RefSeq, a predicted model, not a curated record